Cuscuta epithymum is the source of this 2045-nucleotide messenger RNA. The record is from the annotation of a GenBank genome assembly. Lineage: Eukaryota; Viridiplantae; Streptophyta; Magnoliopsida; Solanales; Convolvulaceae.
CCGAAAAUAGAAUUUUCCGUAUAGGGUUAAUUACCGGCCCAUCCCAAAAUUAAUUCCCAGCGUCUCCUUUGCGAACGGUCGGAAGUGCGAAGACGGAUGAACGAAGGUCGAAGAACGAAGAGUGAAGACGAAGCUUCCGACGAAGAAACUGUGAGCUGCGAGCCUGCGAAAUACGCGAACACCAGGCCACCAUCCGCUCCGCCUGCCGCCGUCCACGGCCCUGCACAGGCCGUCCUUCCUCUCCGGACUCCGGCUCUCACCUCUCCGAUUCCGGCUCUGCCAAUCUUCCUGCGGCUCUGCCUCCAGCAGCCGGCUCCACGCCUCCACUGCUCCAGCCUCCAGGAGUCCAGCACACCCUUACGGAGUCUGAGCCCCAAUCAUCUAAUUAUAAGUUGAGAGUUUACAGGAGAAUCUGGAGAGAGAGAAGCAAAGCUUUUGAAUACUGAAGCAUUAACAGAGCAGUGAAAGACGCCGGUUCAAGCAGCUAGCCAAUAAGUUCACGCAGGUGUGGACACUGGAAAGGGGUUGCUGGCUCGCCGAGAGUUUUGUAGCUGAGAUAUCACAUGAAGAACGAGUAGAUGCAGGAUGGAUAACAAAAACGUCGUCGUCUGCGACAAUGGCACAGGGUAUGUCAAAUGUGGCUUUGCAAAUGAGAAUUUCCCCACGUCUGUUUUCCCUUGCGUGGUGGGGAGGCCAAUGUUGCGAUAUGAAGAAUCCCUUAUGGAACAAGACAUCAAGGAUAUUGCUGUUGGAGAUGCAUGUUUAAAGUUGCGGCACCAAUUAGAUAUAUCUUAUCCUGUCAACAAUGGGAUUGUGCAAAACUGGGAUGAUAUGGAACAUGUCUGGGACCAUGCAUUUUUCAAUGAGCUGAAGGUCGAUCCAACAGAAUGCAAAAUUUUGCUCACAGAUCCACCUCUCAAUCCAUCAAAGAACCGUGAAAAGAUGGUAGAAACAAUGUUUGAGAAAUACAACUUUGGGGGUGUCUUCAUUCAGAUUCAAGCUGUCCUAACAUUAUAUGCCCAAGGUUUACUAACCGGAUUAGUCAUAGAUUCUGGUGACGGUGUUACUCAUGUGGUUCCAGUUGUAGAUGGUUACUCAUUUCCUCACCUCACAAAAAGAAUGAAUGUAGCUGGACGUCAUAUAACUUCUUAUCUAGUUGAUUUGCUGUUCCGCAGAGGGUAUGCAAUGAGUAGAAGCGCUGAUUUUGAGACUGUCAGGGAUAUAAAAGAAAAGCUUUGCUACAUUAGUUAUGAUUAUAAACGAGAAUAUCAAUUGGGCCUUGAGACCACUAUCCUUGUUAAGAAUUAUACACUUCCAGAUGGGAGGGUAAUCAAAGUAGGCACUGAGAGGUUUCAAGCACCUGAAGCUCUGUUUACCCCGGAUCUCAUUGAUGUUGAAGGUGAUGGAAUGGCUGACAUGGUAUUUCGUUGCAUCCAGGAAAUGGAUAUUGAUAAUAGAAUGAUGCUUUACCAACAUAUAGUGCUAAGUGGAGGGAGUACCAUGUAUCCUGGCUUACCUAGUCGCUUAGAGAAGGAGAUUUUAGAUCGCUAUCUUGAAGUGGUUUUGAAAGGAAACAAGGAUGGAUUAAAGAAACUGCGAUUAAGGGUAGAAGAUCCACCAAGAAGAAAACACAUGGUGUAUCUUGGAGGUGCAGUUCUAGCAGGAAUUAUGAAGGAUGCACCUGAGUUUUGGAUCAAUAGACAAGACUAUUUGGAGGAAGGAGUUGGCUGCUUAAGCAAGUGCGGGCAGGCAUGAUGAUGGUUUUUAUUUAUAUAUCUUGGGUUCCACACAAAUCACUUUGUUUCAAGCAAUGUUAAAAUCUGGAUGCUAAAAGUGGUUAAGGAUUUAAUUUGUGGUUAAGUGACAGUGUGGCAGGUGGCUUGCUUAGGGAGAAACACUUUUUAUUACAUAUACUAUUAUUAUUACAACUCAGUGACAUUACCAUAUUUAUUUUGGUACCUCCUCCCAGCGAGAACUAACAAACAUACUUCACAUUACUUUAAUGUUAUUGCUAGUUCAAUUGAUUGGUGUAUUCCUUGUGUUGG